AUGAUGAAGUUUUCGUUUCAGCACAGGGCAUUUUACUGCUAUCUUGGCAUGAGUAUUUGGAUAUGUUUUCUUAUAACUGUAGUUUACAAAUACAUGUCUGUAGUUGAAGACACGGUCGCGUUGAAAGUUACUCAUAACCAGCAUGUGUCCAAGACUGAUUCAAAAUAUAGGAAGCUCUUCAUGCGAGCCUGUAAUCCUCCUGAUAGUAUAGUUAGGGGAUCAGAAGCUGCAGUAGAUUCAGACAACUGGUUGUUACAAGGCAUCUUAGUUAUGACGAGGCACGGUGACCGUGGACCACUAACUCAUCUGAAAGGCGGGGAUAAAUUACCUUGUGAUGUUGUUCCCGUUUCACCCUUGCUUAAAAGUUAUGAGGAGUUCGUGUUGAACGCCUCUUCGUCGGGUCGUGCGUGGUGGGUGUCAAAUGCAGGGCCGUUUCAUAAUUUCCCAUCAUUACCACGAGCCGCAGCCACUCACUGCGCCCUCGGUCAACUCACACCCACUGGAUUACUACAGAUGAUCACCGUUGGCAAUAUUAUUCGUGAGGCAUAUAGUGAGAAAUUGGGGCCAGAAUAUUUAGAUUUAACAGGAAAACAUGAGAGAAGUGGAAUAGCAUAUAGCACUCGGUACCGGCGUACCUUCCAGUCGUUGCAAGCGGCCUCGUGGGGCGCAGGCCGGGGCGCCGCGGCCGCCCGAGAGGCUCACAGUGUGUCCUUCUGUUACAGACACUGCGCUUGUCACGCACACCACCUAUUAGACAAAAAAAUAAGCACAGAAGCAAAGAAACGUUUGGAAUCCCACCCAGCAAUAAAGGAAUUGAUCAAGAAAUUAUCGAAAGUGUUAUUUGAGUCCCAGGAAUAUAUUGAUGCAGACGUAGUCAGGGACGCGUUACUAGCUUACAUGUGUCACGAGGCGCCGCUACCUUGCUCUGAAAGACCGAAGAAAAAUAAUAGAAAACUAUCGCUGAAUAAAUCCAAAAGAAAAUAUAGAUUUGAGACAAUCCCGCAAAGAAAUCUCUUAGACGUAGAUAUAGAUACGUUGAAUUUGGAGCUAGACUAUAUCAAUAAUCAAUUGGACUUCAAUAACGAAAUAGGCAGAAAGGCCAGAGAUAUUAUAGGGAAGUAUGACAAAAAAACUCCAUUAGAUUUCGACGCGCAAAUGGAGAGAGAGAAACUUUUAUACUACCAGCAAAGAUAUUUAGACAACGCUGAAUCAUAUGACGACGUGGUUGUAGUCAAGAAAAAUCUUGACGCUGAUUUUAACUUCCCAAAUGAAGUUCGUGAUGAUUUCGAUGAAGAUUAUAAAGAACCUACACCAGAAACUGAGGAUUUUUGUAUAAAGAAAGAGCAUAUUAUAUCCGUUUUCGCCUAUCUAGAAUGGAGUUACCGUCAGGAUGUCAAAAACUUACACAACAGAAGACGCGGGCUGUUAAUAGCUUAUGGCCUGAUACAUAAUGUUGUACAAAACAUGAUAAGAAUCAUAUCUGAGAAUAAACCGAAAUUCGUUUUAUAUUCCGGUCACGAUAAGACAUUGCAGGCGUUGAUUUUGGCGUUGGGACUAAAAAGCUACCAACAUUAUAACAUACAGUACGCAUCCAGAAUAAUCUUCGAGGUUUACAGGAAGAAAGAUUUACGGGACGAAUUCAAAUUCAUUAAAAGGAAAGCUGUUGCCCAAGAUUUCUAUUUCCGGGUGGUUUAUAACGGGGAGGAUGUGACGGAUAAACUUAGUUUCUGUUUUGACUCACAGCUAGUAACUAUGAAGGUAGUCGAUCCUAUAGACGACGUUAAAACCUACAACACAUAUCUAUGUCCGAUAGAAAACAUAGUGAGGUUCAUUCACGAUGAUUAUUUCUCUAGUUUCAAUGUUAGUAACUUCAAAGACGCCUGCGCAACUUAUGGAAGCUCUAAGACUGUUUAUUAA
Danaus chrysippus (African queen) is the source of this 1917-nucleotide messenger RNA. NCBI's taxonomy places the organism in Eukaryota, Metazoa, Arthropoda, Insecta, Lepidoptera, Nymphalidae. The record is from the annotation of a GenBank genome assembly.